UGUAGGAUGAAUUGAACGUGAAGAAGUGUAGUCGUGUACUUCUCCAUGCAAUAUUGGUGUCCUUGACAGGGGUGGAGAGUACUACAUAUUGCGAGAAAACGACGCGCGGCACUGUACCAGCCAGUCCGACUUUCUAAUCUCGCAGGUCAUGACGUUCUAUCACCCGACUACUCAGUUCAGUACAAAGGGCAAAGUCCUCAUCGUUCCAGUUGUUUCUGUCGCAAACGUCGCCCAGCUUGCAGCCGAUCUCCUAAUCACUUCACUAUCCCUGUACCGCGUAGGCAUAUUUGACCCUACAAAUUUAGUUCCUGUCGUUGGCGCUCGCGAAGAUGAUCUUCCUGGCGUUACAACGCCGCUUGAGCUAUUUGGCCGUGACGACGUUAAUGUUGCAGUCAUACAGCAACGCUCUCCCGCAUUAAAGUUCUCGAAGCAGGAUUUUGUUGACUCCCUGUUGGAAUUCAUCCGGACUUCAGGAACUUCAGCUGUCCUCAUUAUUGGGGGAGUGGAUAUGUCCAACAGGACUGAUCGUCAGAUGCUGACACCUACCUGUCAGAUCGUUCCCCCUGGGACACCUGAUUUGACUUCUGGUCCGUUGGCUGCCCUCAAAGCCUUGCCAAUACCCGUCUACAGUUCACCCGUCUCCCAGUUCCUACACAACGAUGCAGAAAGGACAGCCAUACCUUUCAUACCCGGCGGAGGCCUAUCUCGCCGAAUUCUUUCCUCGCUUUCCUCGACAUGGCAAAUCCCGACUGUAUGUUUGUUGCAAUAUGUCAUGGAGGGAGACAACAGAGCGGACGCCCAGCUCAUGGCAGCUGUAGUAUCCAAGGCGUUGCAAAUAGAGGUUCCUAACUGGAAGCAGCCUAGCAGUUGGGGUCAUGGGCUUUUCGGUACCCCUCACGAUCAAACAUUGUACGGUUGACGAAUGUAUUCUACAGUCUGGUGCAGUUGUUGGUAACAAAAAUCAAGCAA
This is a messenger RNA of Suillus paluster, 969 nucleotides long. RefSeq names its product proteasome assembly chaperone 2. The record is from RefSeq and is a predicted model, not a curated record. The coding region runs from base 149 to 919 and encodes 256 amino acids. The transcript has 5 exons. Gene Ontology annotation, cellular component: cytosol; nucleus. Lineage: Eukaryota; Fungi; Basidiomycota; Agaricomycetes; Boletales; Suillaceae. Gene Ontology annotation, biological process: proteasome assembly.